AUGGAGAGGGUGCUAGAGAAGAGGAGAAAGAAGAAGAAGAAGUCUAUUCUCAUCAUAUCAUUUUUCGUUUGUUUCUGUUUCCUCACCCAUGAUCACGGUCUUCUUCUAUUUUCAGAACUCACCACCACGUGCCCAUUCACCAUCACGUUUCAAUUGGUUCCCACACGUGAUGACGUCAUUGUUUUGUUGAAAGUUUUUGAUCUUCAAUGUGUGUAUCUGGUCACCUAG
Molecule: messenger RNA, 228 nt
Organism: Caenorhabditis briggsae
Lineage: Eukaryota; Metazoa; Nematoda; Chromadorea; Rhabditida; Rhabditidae
Exons: 1
Coding region: 1-228 (75 amino acids)
Source: RefSeq, a predicted model, not a curated record